UGUGCCCGUUCUGCCUAGAACUAAACAAAUUGUUCACUUGGGUGAAUCUAGGUAUGCCGUGCUUUAGGUGUCAGUAGAAAUCUAGAACAAUAUUUAAUCCUGCUGAGAGGCAAAACAUUCGCCAGUAUCAAAAUUGAUCUACAAAUUGUGACGAACUUUUGUUGACUGAAGAUGCCGUCGUUUGAUAUCCCUGCUGAAUGGUUCGAGGACGAGCUGGACUACGACGAAGAGCCGGCAUUCCACUUCCCAGUGCCCAAUGUGGACGGAGCUGAACUCGAAUUCCAGGAUGCUCUAGAUGCAGCAUUGGACGAGGUCAUCAACGAAGGGCGCGAAGUCGAGGUCCAAUCCGAUGAAGGAUCGCCAGUGGAGAGCGGCCAGGACAUCUUCGAAUCGCCGUACACAAGUUCAUUCGAGAUAUCAGAUUUUGAGGUCAGCUCCGACAGCUCCGAAGCUGUCGCUGAAGGUCACGUAAAUCUGGCAGACAUAUCUGACCUAAUGUUAUUGUCAUCAUCAUCAUCUGAAACAUAUUCAAAUAACGGAGUCUUCGAAGACAUUACCAACAUGGAGGCAGAUCAGGAAUCCAUUGUCACCUAUGAGACGUCGAUUGACGAUGCAAAGAAACUGUUGGAAGACAUUUUUCGCGCCCAAGACGAGCUGGAAGACAGACUAGAGUCCUUUGGAAAGAAGCUAGAUGAACUAAGGGAGGACAUCAAAGAAAAUAUUGCAGACUGUGAAAAAUUUAGAUCCAGCAUCUAGAAUUUGUAUUUAAUUUCCAAUUAAAAGACAACUAGCACAUUCUGUUGCGAUCCA
Molecule: messenger RNA, 810 nt
Organism: Drosophila pseudoobscura
Lineage: Eukaryota; Metazoa; Arthropoda; Insecta; Diptera; Drosophilidae
Exons: 2
Coding region: 172-756 (194 amino acids)
Source: RefSeq, a predicted model, not a curated record